AUGGAAGCAAUUGACGUUCAGAAUCGUUCGUUCGUGGUCCGUUGGCUGAAAGUUCAGCAGGGUGAUACUAUAACGUAUCAGCUGAAGCCAUUGAAACGGUCUGUAGACGCAGGGAUAUACAAGCGUCGAACCACGAUCAACGACGACGCCUUCGAAAGAGACAGCGGUGCUUCCAGCUCUGAUGCCAGUCCACACUCCCCUAGCAAGUCCAAUGGAGGCGUAGGGAGCGUCCACAUUGCCCCAGACACCAAGGCGUUGCUCGAUUAUGCUAUCAAUCGGAGCAACUCCUCGCUAGAAGAGUUCGCUACAAGGCAACGUUCGAAGUCAAUUGCGGCAGUACAACACUUGACUCAGGAUAUUCCACUGGACAAGAAAUUGAUUGCCCAGGGUUUCAGACAAGUGCAAUGGUUAGGAACUAUUUCGGGAAAUGAUCUCAUUGAGGGGUCAUUACAGGCAGAUGAAGACGGGUAUUAUGCGUUUGUUCUCGACAACACCGCGUCAAAGACUGCGAAAAAGAAAAUCCUAAUGAGUGUAGCAAAUAAGACACAAGAUCUUGACGUUCCAGUUCACCGGUCUCGCUCUCAACUUGUGCGUGUCAAACAAGGCCGUAUCUUACAAGGCUACAUGCUCAAAAAAAGGAGAAAGAAGCUACAAGGAUUCACAAAGCGGUUUUUCAAGCUUGAUUUGAAGUACAAAGCCCUGUCCUACUACCUAAACGAGCACAAUAACGUAUGCAGGGGCGAGAUCAUCAUCCCUUUGGCCACUGUCAGUGCAAACAAAAUGACGAGACUCAUUGUCAUCGACUCUGGAAUGGAACUCUGGGUUUUAAAGGCCAAAGAUGAAGCUUCGUGGGGCGAGUGGAUCCAGGCGCUACAAGACUGUUACAAAAAAGAGGAAAAACACACAAAUUCUCAAACCCAAGACCAGUUAGAUCCCUCCAGCAUUUUGGCUCAUCUCAAGUUGAUUGGGAAGAAGCUUAACUUUUGUAAAACCAAGUCUCUGCUUUACGCUCCAAUAGAGACAAGGACGCCUAGAUCUGGUAGUCACAACAGCUCUGCUUCGCGGACUUCGUCAAUGACGUCAGUAUCCAACUUUUUUGGCAAACAUAAGAACGCCUCUCAAGAAGGUUUGAAUUCAGCAGCGGAUGGUCAUGAAGAAAUUUUGCCCAGUUCACCUCAUAAACACGCGCUUUAUAAAGAAAUCAGUGAAAUCGAGGAGCUGGUACAACAAUGGAUGGAGACAAGUUCAAGCGCGGUACAAAGAAAUUCAAGUUCCGAAAACCCUUCAAUUUUUAGCGAUGAGUUCUAUGAUGCUGAAGACGAUAACCUGUCUCCCGAGUCCGACACCGGUGUGAUUAUGCUGAAUGACGAAGAGGGCGUAAAUGCCUUAAAGUUGUCGCAGAAAGAUACAACUGAGAAGCCUUAUGAUAACGAUGAUGAUGCCUCCUCUAAAUAUGACACAGAGUUCGUUCAGAAGAGCGCUCCAGCUUCCACUGGAGGUGACCUAUAUCCUCUUCCGGGGCCAACUUGCGUGAAGCGGCGUGACGACGUACCAGAAGCCGCCGCUACUCCGCCUAGCCUUCUGUCGUUUUUGAGAAAGAAUGUUGGAAAGGACUUGACGGCUAUUUCAAUGCCCAUUACCUCUAAUGAACCUAUUACGAUACUACAAAUGCUGUCGGAAACUUUUGAAUAUUCUGAGUUACUGAACAAGGCAGCUUCCACUGCUGACGAGGUCAGCCGCAUGGCCCAAGUUGUGGCAUUCGCGUGUUCGUACCUAUCUAUGCAUCGGAGCAAAGUUCGGGCUCUACGGAAACCAUUUAACCCGCUAUUAGGCGAAACUUUCGAGCUUGUGCGCGAAGACAAGGGAAUGAGAUUGAUAGCAGAGAAGGUGUCCCACAAGCCUCAGAUAUUUGCAUUUCAUGUAGACCACGAUCUUUGGGAGAUAUCAUACUCUGUUUCGCCGGUUCAAAAGUUUUGGGGAAAAUCAAUUGAGUUUGUGAAUGAAGGUGAAAUUAAACUCACCAUCAAGUCUAUUGGCGAGCGCUAUGUUUGGUCUCAACCAAACACUAUCCUCAAAAACCUUUUCGCCGGCGAAAGAUAUAUUGAACCUGCAAACCACAUGGAAGUCGUUUCAUCACAUAAUAUGAAGGCUAGGGUUGCUUUCAAAGCUGCAGGGAUGUUCAGUGGUCGUUCCGAAGACUUGUCUAUAGUCAUCCACAGUGGUUCGAAGCAGGUCGGCCUGUUGAAAGGUCACUGGACUAAAAGUAUUGUGAACUCUCAGAACGGCGAGACAAUAUGGGAAAUUGGCGAGCUGGUUCCCAAUCAGGAGAAGAAGUACGGUUUCACUAAAUUCACCGCCAACUUGAAUGAAAUAACUGAGAUUGAACAGAGCCAAAUUCCUAUCACUGACUCAAGAAUGAGACCCGAUCUGCGGCUCUACGAGAAGGGUCACGUCGACGAAGCUGAGAAGCUCAAACUUGAGCUUGAGCAAGAACAGCGUGUCAGGCGCCAAGAGAGCAAGGAUGUUCAGCCCCAGUACUUCAAGCGCUUGUCAGAGAAGCAAUGGGUUUUCAUUCAAGGGCCGCAGAGCUACUGGGAAAGGAGAAGAAGACAUGACUGGGAGGGGCUAGUCCCAUUAUGGUGA
Lachancea thermotolerans CBS 6340 is the source of this 2643-nucleotide messenger RNA. RefSeq names its product oxysterol-binding protein related protein OSH3 (gene OSH3). The record is from RefSeq and is a predicted model, not a curated record. Gene Ontology annotation, biological process: ER to Golgi ceramide transport; exocytosis; maintenance of cell polarity. The transcript has a single exon. NCBI's taxonomy places the organism in Eukaryota, Fungi, Ascomycota, Saccharomycetes, Saccharomycetales, Saccharomycetaceae. Gene Ontology annotation, molecular function: sterol binding. Bases 1 to 2643 code for a protein of 880 amino acids. Gene Ontology annotation, cellular component: cytosol; perinuclear endoplasmic reticulum; intracellular membrane-bounded organelle.